AACUUUCAUUUUAUUCAUUCCCUAGUCCAGUAAACAUGAUUUACUGAUCAACAUUUCCUAGUCUUUAGUUAACAACAAUUUACAAUAAAGUAACAAAAAGUUUUAACCAAAACACAAAAAAAUUAAGGUUUAAUCAAGAUCAAUUCAUGAUUUGUUAUGUUAUGUUUAUCAAGCCACUUUUACCAGCCAAAGAGGAAAGGUUAAAAUGUGUAAAAAUAAUCGCACAGUUAGGAUUAAAAGUGGCCUAACCAAUCGACCACCGUCAGGCAUUGAUUCAGCCUCAUCACUAAAUUGUUUAUGCAGUUCAUCGACAGCCCAACCAAUGGAUUGUUCAUAUCAUCCUCAUCCAUAUCACAAUAAACAUCACACUCUUGACCCUAACCGAUUGACUCAAGCUCAACCUAAAGGCAACACUUUGCUGCACCGAAAGUUGCCCAAUAAACGGUUUAACCGUCAACUUUGCGAGUCACUUUUGUUAACCAAUGGAGUAAAAUCAACUAAUUGUGAUCUUCAACUGGAAUCAUCUUUAACAACUCUUAAUCUCAAACAUUACGGAUUAAUUUUCCUCUUCUCAACCCUACUUUACAUCAACACAAUAGAUGCUGAUUUUGCAUACGAUGACAGUCGAGCAAUUAAGACAAACCAAGAUGUUCACAUGGAAACUCCUUGGACUAAUUUGUUUUACAACGAUUUCUGGGGAACUCCAUUAACUCACAGUGGUUCCCAUAAAUCAUAUCGACCUUUAACCGUAUUAACCUUUCGCUUAAACUAUUACUGGCAUCAAUUGAACCCCUCUGGUUACCAUUGGGUUAACGUGAUUCUUCACUCUCUGGUCAGCCUGCUCUUUGCCCACCUAACAACCUUCAUCUUUCCCCACGACACUGCCUCUUGUCUCACCUCUAGUCUAUUAUUUUCAAGUCAUCCCAUUCACACUGAAGCUGUUGCAGGAAUUGUUGGUCGAGCUGAUUUAUUGGCUGCCUUAUUCUUUACCUUUUCAUUGAUAACUUACAUUCGCUAUUGUUAUCUAGCUGAUCACAUUAAUCAGCCAACAAUUGUUUCCUCACCAAAAUGGACAAAAUCAUUGGUUAACCAUUCAAGUCACUUCUAUCUGUACACAUCGUUAAUUACCGCAGCAUGUUCAAUGUUAUCCAAAGAAUAUGGAAUCACAGUUCUCGCAGUUUCUGCCCUCUAUCACAUUGCAAUUCACCAUAAAUUAGCUUCUCAUCACACAAUUAAAAACUUGUCAACCCUUUUAACAGAGGCAAAAUAUUCUGGUCUCCGUGAAGGUCUAUUUCAUCUAAUAGCAAGUGCCAUUCUCUUGAUAACCUUUCGCCUUUACAUUAUGGGCUUAAGCACACCUCACUUUUCACCGGCCGAUAAUCCAGCCGCUGAAUCGAGCUCCUUCUUUACUCGAACUUUUACCUUUCUCUAUUUGCCAGUCAUCAAUUUUAACCUGCUUUUGUAUCCUCGUUGGCUAUCCUUUGACUGGUCAAUGGAAUCCAUUCCUUUGGUUAAACAUGCAACCGAUUCGAGAAAUUUAAUCUCCAUUUUGUUCUAUUCAUUUUGUGCUCUUUUCACCCUCAAAUUGUACAAACAUCAAUCUCAAUGGGCAGACUUUCAGUCCACUUUAUCUUCACACCAAGGAUCAAGUUCAUCCCAUGAAACUGAUUCAGUCAACAAUGCUAAUUAUCCUUUUGCUCAGUCAAAGUUUUACGGCAAAAGUAAAAUGAGAUUUCCAUCAAAGAAUCAGAUAAAUAGUGAUCACUGGUUAACUCAAUCCUGUGAGACUGAUCAUUAUGUAAACAGUGAAUUUCGCUGUUCUUCAGAUUGGCCAUUGUUCGCCAAUGGUUCAAAUGAUGGUAACAAUCCCGUGCCUCGUCCUUCAUCUUCUUCAUCUUCAUCAUCGUCCUCUUGUUCUGCUAAUGAUUUUGAUGGUAAUCCAUUUGAUUCCAAACUAAUAAUGAUGAUAAGCUCAUCUAGCAAACUCAAUUCCAUUCCAUCAUCAAUUCCUUCUUCUUCUUCAUCAUCAUCAUCAUCUUCCUGUUCAUCUCAAUAUCAUCAUCGAUCAUCACAUUCAACUUCAAUUGAUUGUCUAACAAUAUCCUGGUCACUAUUAAUAAUUCCUUUCAUCCCAGCAACCAAUUUACUUUUCUAUGUUGGCUUUGUUGUCGCUGAACGAAUACUUGUCAUACCUUCAAUGGGCUUCUCGCUUUUAAUCACACUCGGCUUUAAUUAUCUUCUUAAACACCUAACAAUUAGAUACUCAAUCAACCGUAAAUACCUUUACUCAAUACUGGCACUUCUCAUUGUCACCUUUUCCUUGCGCACUGUUCAGCGAAACAAAGAUUGGAACUCUGAAGAAGACCUUUAUCGUUCUGGGAUUCCCAUCAAUCCACCAAAAGCUUACGGUAAUUUGGGAAACAUUUUAAGCAACAAAGGAAACAAAGUUGAUGCAGAAAUGGCUUACCGUAAGGCAUUGACUUAUCGGUCCAACAUGGCUGAUGUACAUUACAACUUAGGUAUUUUACUUCAAGAUCAGGGUCGUUACCAUGAAGCCUUACAGAGUUAUACGUUUGCUGUUAAAUUUAGACCUCGCCUGGCUUUGGCUUACCUCAACAUGGGCUUGGUGUUGACUCGGUUAGGUCGCAAGUCUGAGGCUAUAAAAGUGUAUCAACAUUGUACUCGUCUGGAUGGGUCUGGCUUGAAGGAUCCCAAGACUCAUGAGUCGACCAAAAUUUCUGCCUACUUUAACUUGGGUCAACUGUAUACAGAUGAGGGUCACCAUGAGGAGGCAAUUAAAGUGUUCAAAGAGGCAAUUCAACAAAUGCCGGCCCAUUAUCAGGCUCAAUCCUUGUUCAACAUGCUUGGUGAAGUUUAUUAUAAACUGGGUCGAUAUCCGGAAGCUGAAAAAUGGUACAAGCAAGCUUUGACCAUUAAAAAAGAUCAUGUGCCAGCUCAUUUAACCUAUGCCAAGUUACUAGCCAAAUGGAAUAGACCGGAAGAAGCAAAACAAUGGUUCCUUAAGGCGGAAAUGUUAGCUCCAAACGAUUCAAGUGUUUAUCAACAUUACGGUCAAUUUCUGGCUGAACAUGGUAACUUUGAUGAAGCAGCCGAUUGUUUGGUUAAAGCAGCUCAUUUGUCACCCAAUGAUUAUGAGAUUGUCUUUGGAGCAGCCAAUAUACUUCGUCAGGCUGGACGCAAUCAACUGGCUGAACGGUAUUACAAGGAGGCAGUCAGGCUUAGACCCAAUGAGGUUACAAGCCACAUGAACCUUGGUGCCAUGCUUCACGUCAAUGGUAAACUGGACGAGGCCGAGUCAAGCUAUUUAACUGCACUUAAACUUAAACCUGAUGAUCAGUUAACUCAGAGCAAUCUUGCCAAGUUGAGGCAUUUGUUGAGUUCAAGGCGUUCAAUUGGAAGCUAAUAUUGUAAAUAAUUAAAAUUGUUUAUCUCAUGAAUUUCAUUGAACUCGCCAAAUGUUAUGAAAACUUGCAACAGUCAAACUUUGAACGCACUCAGUCAAUACAAAAUAAAUUUAUUGAUAAUUUAAUUAACGCAACAAGCAAAUAAAUUGAAUUAGAUUUAAAUGUCAUUUUAAAUUUUUCUUAAUAAAAUGAAUUUCAAAC
Molecule: messenger RNA, 3626 nt
Organism: Tetranychus urticae (two-spotted spider mite)
Lineage: Eukaryota; Metazoa; Arthropoda; Arachnida; Trombidiformes; Tetranychidae
Product: protein O-mannosyl-transferase TMTC2
Biological process (GO): protein O-linked glycosylation via mannose
Cellular component (GO): endoplasmic reticulum membrane
Molecular function (GO): mannosyltransferase activity; protein binding
Source: RefSeq, a predicted model, not a curated record